AUGUCAAGCCCUAAUGAGGGUAAAUUUUUAGCCCCCAACACAGAACUUCGCCAUAAAUUCCAAGCUUAGUUCAAGAGGUAAACUCAAAAUAUGGACUUGAUGCGUGCCCUCUAAGAAAUGUAAGAACUGGUGGCAGUAGAAAAGAAUCAGCUAAAUGAGAAGAACAGAUAUACAGCCCUGCAUGCUUUAGUUUAGGAGGUGAUCGACAACAUCUACCACGAGCAGAGCAUUGAGUUCAAGGAAAACAUAUAACUACUUUAGAAACACUUGAAAGUUUGGGUGGCAAGGAACGAAGAGCCAUCAAACUUGGAAGUAUCAGUCCUUCAGAAAAAAGAGAAGAUCUUAAAGGAAAAGGAAAGAGACGAAGCCUUAAAUCCAUUACAUGAGGACUUGCAUAAAAUUAUUGAGGAGCAGACCAAGGAAAUAUGCUCUAAGUAUGGGAUAUAGAUCAAACAGUUCACUGAAACAGUGGGAUAUCAGAUUGAUCGCUUUUGUAACAAUGAUAAUGCUUUCUUGCUGUUUAAGAAAAAAGCAACCAGAAACGAAGAAUACCAAAAGAGGAUGGCUAUGGAAUACCUAAAUAAAAACGUAGCAAAUGCUCCUAAGAAAAUGAGUACUUUAGAUAAGUUUAAAAGCGCAUCAAAAAAGUACUUGCUUAAAUAGCAAUCCUAAUCAAUGCUAGAUGAUAUAGAAAAAAGCCCGACAAAUCAAAGAAACUAUCCCACUCAAGUUCGGCCUAAGAAUAAUUUUACAGUUUUGAAGGAUUAUCAAAAAGACGGUGGUAGUAGUAUGAUUGGAAGAAUAGACAAUAAGCUCUUGAUAACUAAUGAUUCCCACAUGAACUUUUAAACAUCUCAUGAUAAGAGUUACUCAACUAUUCAUAACUAGCAAAGCAUCAUAAAACUGCCACAAUUUAAUAAUUCAUAUUAGGUCUCACCAGUGUAGAACAAGACUUUGAUGCAAAACUAAUCACAAGAUGAGAUGACAUAAGAUCCCCAAGCAUCAUAGAAAAAACUUCGAAAUCCUUAUAGAAAGAAUGGUAAAUCUCUUAGUGUGGAUCAUAGUAUAAUGCUCCUUGAUGCUUUUACUAAAAACUCACACAGUCAAUAGCCUUCUCCUUAAGCUAGUAAGUCUCCAAAGAGAAAAAAUCCUAAGAUUCAUAAUAGCGUCAAUCAUACCGUCACUCAGCUACCCAGCAUUAGGAGGAAAGUAAUGAAUUUUUCGAAUAAUACUUCAAGAUAAAAUCUACUUUAAUCUAAAAAAGAUGAGCUUAAGAACCUCAAAAAGUCUUUGGAUCUUGAAACUUCCCCAGAAAAUUCAGCUUUUAAGGAAAUUUUGAGUAAAAAUACUAUGAAUAUGAUGAGAAAAUCAUAAGGCGAGUCAUAUGAUAGAAGCAAGGUGAAUGAAUCGCAAGCUGUGGUAAACAUUAAGAACAUAUUGAUGAAUUGCUCUGUGUAUGAAGAAGAGGACCGGAAAACAUUCAGAGCUCAUGAAAAACCAAUAAUGAGUAACGGAUAAACUAAAGAGCUUACACUAGGUACAGACUCAAGGUUCCUAAGUCCCAACAAGUACAAUUUUAUUGAUGAGCAGCUAUUACAGGAGAAACUGAAGGCCCAGAACUUUGUUAAACUCAGCAAAGAUCUAAAGAAGCUAUAAUAAUUCAAACCCUAGAUGCUCAAGGCUUUAUUCAGUGAAUCAAAGAACUCCUAUUACUUGCAGUGUGAGACGGAGAAAUAGUGUAUGGAAUAGUACAUGAUAAAAAAGAUGGACACACGAAUUUAAAAAAUGCUAGAGUUUAAAACUAAAAAAAGAUGA
Stylonychia lemnae is the source of this 1815-nucleotide messenger RNA. The record is from the annotation of a GenBank genome assembly. Lineage: Eukaryota; Ciliophora; Spirotrichea; Sporadotrichida; Oxytrichidae.